CAGCUGGUGGAUACCCCACAAUGAGGCCACUCCUGGUCCUUCUGCUUCUGGCCAUGCUGUGCACUGACCUGGCCCAGGCCCUGCAGUGCGAGCCUCUGGUGGAGUGUGCCCCGCCCGACAAGUACUGUGUGAUUACUCGGGCCGCCAGCCCCAGCGGCGUCCUGGUCAUGAAGUCCUGCGCCCCGACCUGCCCCAACAGCACCGUGACCUCGAACGGCGUGGCCCUCUCCGUCUCCUGCUGCCAGGACAGCCAGUGCCACAGCAGUGCGGCCGCGGGGCUGCGGGGCGGCCCAGGCGCCCUGGGGGCCACCGCCGCGGCCAGCCUGCUGUGGGUGCUGCUCCGGGCAGCCUGCUGAGCCCACCCGCCAGGGCCGGUCCUGGAAUCACCCGAGCCCUCGCAGCCUGUGUGGGGUCUGUCUGCAGCACUUGUCUCCCUGUCUCUCCUCCCUGCCUCCCCCAGGCCCCACCAGCCCCCUCCCAAGAGAAGCUCUCCCUGCCUCAGGGAACCAUCAGCAUGGAAACAUCCUCACUCAGCCUUCUCCUGGGUUCCGGGGGUCCCCUAAACAUCCAGCAGUGGGAAGGGCGCCUGGAUUCUCCCCAGCCCCCUCCAGCCCACUUGAGGGGCUCCCCCUGGGGACCCCCUCUCCCUCAGGCCCUGCCUCUCAGGGCCCCCUGUGCUCCGCGGCGACCCCUACUCCGGCAGCUCCGGUGCAGGUGAAGGCAGACCUGAGAGCAGGGCUUCGCACGCACCCGGCCGGCCACCCCUGCCCCACGCGGACGCUCGCUCACCUGCCCGCCUGUCCGUUGCUCAGCUGGACCACCCACGCCUCACAGACCCAGGGGACGUCCUUGGGGCCAGUGGGCCUGCCUCCUCGGGCUCUCAGGCUGGGGCUCGGGGUGCUGAAGUCCAGGGGUGGGACAGGGUUUCUGGAAAGUCACCAGCACCCCUGCCAGCCCCUGCCAGGUUGGCUGACCACUGCGAGGAUGGGCCUAUCUCCCCAGGAGCUUUCCCCCAGGAUGUCAAGAGAGAAAGAAUAAAGCUGCAAGGCUGCUCUCA
Cervus elaphus (red deer) is the source of this 1057-nucleotide messenger RNA. RefSeq names its product lymphocyte antigen 6E-like. The transcript has 3 exons. The record is from RefSeq and is a predicted model, not a curated record. Gene Ontology annotation, molecular function: acetylcholine receptor inhibitor activity. Lineage: Eukaryota; Metazoa; Chordata; Mammalia; Artiodactyla; Cervidae. Bases 21 to 356 code for a protein of 111 amino acids.